Molecule: messenger RNA, 1865 nt
Organism: Planococcus citri (citrus mealybug)
Lineage: Eukaryota; Metazoa; Arthropoda; Insecta; Hemiptera; Pseudococcidae
Product: venom protease-like
Exons: 9
Coding region: 424-1578 (384 amino acids)
Biological process (GO): proteolysis
Molecular function (GO): serine-type endopeptidase activity
Source: RefSeq, a predicted model, not a curated record
AUUGACGUGGAAGAGAUGUGGAUGAGUAGGUCCCGGGUAUAUACGUUUUUUGGUGGUUUAGAUGCUAUGGGUUGAUAGUAAACACUAGACAGUCAUUGUAAAAUACCUACGUACGAAUUAUGAAUGGCGAGUGGCACUGGUUGAAAUUUUGUGCUACUUUGAAAGCAGAUGAAUAUCAGUCAGUUGAUUAUGUCGUUGUUAUAAAGGUAUUUAUCAAGGAGUGCCUACAGUUCCUUAAAUAGAGAAAUCAUAAACAAGAUUUCAAUUCUAGUUCAGUUCGUGUCGUUUUAUUCAAAUCAUAUCACUUAACAUAAAACAUGAAAUUCUCAUCUCAUCUGAGGCGUAAUUGUGACGAGUAUUGUUGUUUUCACUUCGGUUUAAAAAAAAUUAUAUGCAAGCUUGGAUUAGAAUCAGACUGAAAAAAUGUCGUUUUGCUUUUCCAUUUUCACACUAUCGUUAAUUUAUAGCUGUGGCCACGUGUUGAGUUAUCAAGAUGACAGAAUUUCGUGUCAAACGCCGGACAAUCAUUUAGGAAGAUGCAUAGUUCUGGCAGAAUGCCCAUAUUUACACGAAUUAGUAAUGUCAGAUCCGCUAAAUUCGCAGACCGCAGAUUUUAUACGAAAGUCACGUUGUGGAAUGGAAAACAAUUCGCCAAAAAUUUGCUGUAGUCAUUCUGAUUUGAGAAAGCCCCAUUCGUUUUAUCCAACACGUGCAUGGAUAACCUCACCUUCGUGGAUUACAAAGAGUAGCAGUAAACCUACCAGUGUAGAAAGUACGAAUAGAAAUGCUUACUCGUUUUGUGGAAAGUCGACCAAAAUCAUGGCGAAAAUAAUUGGAGGCAAAAGUACAACUCCAGGUGAUUGGCCUUGGAUGGCAGCUAUUGGUUUUCGAUAUCCUUCAAAACCUCGUCCAGAAUUCUUAUGCGGAGGCACUCUGAUUUCUGAUACUUGGAUUCUAACAGCUGGUCAUUGUGUGAGAAGUGUUGGAAAAUCAACCCAAACUGUGGCUCGAGUUGGAGAAAUCGAUUUGACCAAAGAUUCAGCAACAGAUAUGCCAGCUGAAGAAAUUAUCGUUCAUCCACAAUUUACCUUUAGUCCAUUGCUUAAUGAUAUUGCCUUGUUGAGAUUAAGAAAUCCUGUUACUUUUACAGCAAAAAUACGUCCUAUUUGUUUACCAAAGCUGAAUGAAUAUAAAAAUGACAAGUUCUAUGCCAAUAAAUCCGCAUCUAUUGCUGGCUGGGGAUAUACCCGAUCAGUACCACCAUCUAACCGAUCUAACAUUCUGCUCGAAGCUCAAGUUGACAUGGUUGACCAAAAAACUUGCAUUUCGAAAUUCAAACUGUCUCCUUUGAAGUCAUUAUUGAUUGAUGAUCGAGUUCUGUGUGCAGGUAGACGAUACGUGGAUUCUUGCCAGGGCGAUUCAGGUGGACCUCUGGUCUUAUCAGUGUCAGCUUCGUAUUACUUGAUUGGAAUUGUUUCUUAUGGAAUUGGCUGUGCUAGUCCUUUCUAUCCUGGAAUAUAUACCAAAGUAGCUUACUUUCUUGACUGGAUCAAGUACACGACAGGAAUUGAAUUUUAAAAGUUUUGGAGAUUUUUACGAUCAUUUAUGCAACUUUCCAUCAUCUUGGCAUAUCAAGUGAAAAAAAUAAUAGUUAGGUAUAUGGAAGUUCAUUGUGACUGACCAACGGAAAAAGAGCACAGGGUGAGAGCUAAUGAAGACAAAGUGGAAAGUGAUGUCAACUGUGAAAAAAAAGGCGAAUAAAUGAACCAUGGAAACUUAUUCUCGCAUUAUUUUGUUAUACAUCUAUUCAAUCUUAAGAGAAUUGUGAUAAAUUGUAGGUGAACGAUUAUAGCUCUGAAAAGGUG